AUGGCGCCACCCGGACGCCGGAGAGGCAAUCUCUCACCGGGAGCCAUGCUCCUCGGUCUCUUCUUCCUCUUCUCGACGACCGCGUCCGCCGCCUCAGCCGUCAUUGGCGUAGACCUAGGCACCGAAUACAUCAAAGCCGCGCUCGUAAAGCCCGGCGUUCCCCUCGAAAUCGUCCUGACCAAAGACUCGAAACGGAAAGAGACGUCAGCUGUCGCUUUCAAGCCCUCCAAGAGCGGUGCCCUGCCUGCGGGCUCCUUCCCCGAACGCUUCUACGGCGGCGAUGCGAUUGCGCUCCAGGGACGUUUCCCGGGCGAUGUAUACCCGAAUCUGAAACACCUUCUUGGUGUGUCGAGUGAGAGCGAUAUCGUGGGCACGUACAAGGAGAGAUACCCUGCGUUGGAGGUUACAGGAACGGACAAGCGCAACACGGUUAGCUUUGUGAGCAGCGUCUUCGCCGAGGACAAAUCAUACACCGUUGAGGAGCUACUGGCUAUGGAGUUGAAGAACGUCAGGGAGAACGCAAAGGCGAUGGCGGGCAAGGGCUACGAUAUCCAGGACGUUGUCUUUACGGUUCCGGCAUUCUACACGGUCGACGAGAGGCGCGCGCUUGAGGUUGCUGCUCGUCUGGCUGGUCUCAAGGUGCUCAGCGUUGUUUCUGAUGGUCUGGCUGUUGGUCUCAACUAUGCUACUGGCAGGACCUUCCCCGACGUUACCAAGGACGGCAAGCCGGAGACGAACCUGGUGUUUGACAUGGGCGCUGGAUCUUUGUCGGCUACUGUUCUCAAGUUCCAGGGCAGGUCUGUCAAGGAUGUUGGCAGGCGCAACAAGACUAUCCAGGAGGUUCAGGUCAUGGGCGCUGGAUGGGACAGGACGCUUGGAGGUGAUGCGAUGAACUCGCUCAUCGUCGACGACAUGGUUGCUACCUUUGUUGAGCUUCCAGCUGCUAAGAGCGCUUCUUUCACCGCCGACAAGGUCAAAGGCCAUGGACGUACCGCUGCGAAGCUCUUCAAGGAGGCUGAGAGGGUUCGCCAGAUGCUCAGCGCUAACAAGGAAACUAAUUCUUUCUUCGAGAGCUUCUACGAGGAUGUCGACUUCAAGUACAAGCUAUCUCGCACCAAGUUUGAGGAGCUUACUGCCGACUACGCCAAACGUAUCGAUGGACCGAUCAACCAGGCCCUCGCAGCCGCUGGCCUUACCUUCGCGGAUAUCGACUCUGUCAUCGUCCACGGUGGCGCGAGCCGCACACCCUUUGUCCAGGCCCGCCUCGAAGCAGUCGCAGGCAAGAGCAAGAUCAGGGCGAACGUCAACGCCGAUGAGGCUGCCGUGUUCGGCGCUGCUUUCAAGGCCGCUGGACUCAGCCCGUCUUUCCGCGUGAAGGAGAUCCGCGACUCGGACACCCAAGGCUACAACCACGGCUACCAGUACAUGCUCAACCUUAAGGACCGCGACCAGAAGAUCUUCACCCCCAACACCAAGCUCGGAGCGACCAAGGACCUGCCUUUCAACUUCAUGGGCGAGUUCGAGUUCACCAUGUACCAGGCUGUUCCCGGCGCUAACGGCGAGGUGUCCAAGGAGCCUACUCUUCACUUCCAGAGCGGUAACUUGACAAAGGUCGUUACUCACAUGAUCAACGAGAACAAGUGCGAGCGUGAUAGCUUCAACAACUAUGUUCAGGUUAGGCUCAGUCCUGUUACUGGUACUCCUGAGGUCUUGUCUGCGUGGGUCACAUGCGAGACUGAGAGCGAGGAGGUCAAGGGCGGCAUUGUUGAUGGUGUCAAAAAUCUGUUUGGUAUGGGUGGUAAGAAGGAUCAGGAGCCGUUGAAGGAGGGCGAGAGCUCUUCUUCUUCAUCUGCUUCGUCCUCCAAGUCUUCCAAAUCAUCGUCGUCUUCCUCUUCCGCAGGUGCUGAGAGCACUGAUGCUGCCAAGGCUGGGGAGAAGAAGAUUAAGACUGUUAGGUCGGCGAUUACGUACGAUGUUGAGCAGUUGGGUUACAAGAAGUUCCCUCGCAAGGAGUUGAAGAGGAUGCAGGACAGGCUCGCCGCUUUCGAUUCAUCUGACAAGUCUCGCCGCACCCGCGAGGAGGUCUUGAACUCGCUUGAAGCCUUCACCUACCGCGCUCGGGACUAUCUCGACGACGAAUCCUUCAUCGGAGCUUCCACCUCUGCCGUCCGCGAAUCGCUCGAAAAGGCACUCAGCGCUGCUUCAGACUGGAUGUACUCCGGCGGUGCCGAUGCAGAUGAGAAGACUCUUAAGGGCAAGCUCAAGGAGCUCGAGGACAUUGUCAAACCAGUGAUGAAGCGCAAGGAUGAGGCCGCCAAGCGCCCCGAUGCCAUCAAAGAGCUCAAAGACACCAUCGCCCACAUCAAGGAAGUCGAGCAACUAGUCGACGGCCAGAUCAAGACGCAAUCCGCCGAGAGCUCCAAGAGCAGCGAAGCCGUCUCCAAAGCCUCCGCCUCCGCCUCCGCCUCGCCCUCCACCGACCCCAUGGACGAGCUUGACGAAGAGGCCGACGCACCCGCCGCGCCUGAGAUCACCGAAGUCCCAACCAUCUACACAGAAUCCGAUCUCAAGACUGUCCAAGAGCACGCACAAAAAGCACAGGUCUGGCUCGACGACAACGAAGCCAAGCAGGCUGAACUGGGUCCCACAGAUGAUCCCGUCUUCACGGUCAAGGACAUCAUGGCCGAGAAGAAGAAGCUAGACGACGUCGUCAUGGACAUGAUGAUGAAGAAGAUGAAGCACUUCAAGCCCCCGAACCAAUCUAGUUCAAAGACCAAGACCGCGAAGCCGAAGACGAAGAAGGCGAAGAAGACUAAGACGAAGAAGGCGGGGAAGGCUGAGACGAAAGAGACUGAUGUUCCCGCUGCAGACAGUGAGAACGCACCGAGUCAAGCGGAGUUGGAGGAGGCGUUGAAGAAGGCGGGCUUCAGUGCUGAUGGCAUUAAGUUGCAGAAUAUGGGGAGUCAGACGGAUGGAGAGGAGGGCGAUGUGACGGAUGAGAAGGGCAGGUUGUUGAAGAAAUUGGAUAUUGGAGAGGGGGCGAGUGAGGAGGAUAUUAAGGCUGCUAUUGAUCGGUUGGUGGCGCAGGGUGGACAGGGUAAGGAUGGGAAGGGGAAGAGAGAGGAGGGGAGUGAUGAGUUAUAG
Molecule: messenger RNA, 3144 nt
Organism: Alternaria conjuncta
Lineage: Eukaryota; Fungi; Ascomycota; Dothideomycetes; Pleosporales; Pleosporaceae
Exons: 2
Coding region: 1-3144 (1047 amino acids)
Biological process (GO): negative regulation of hypoxia-induced intrinsic apoptotic signaling pathway; endoplasmic reticulum unfolded protein response; cellular response to hypoxia
Cellular component (GO): endoplasmic reticulum chaperone complex
Molecular function (GO): ATP binding; ATP-dependent protein folding chaperone
Source: RefSeq, a predicted model, not a curated record